Oryza sativa Japonica Group (Japanese rice) is the source of this 1577-nucleotide messenger RNA. Its product is annotated as E3 ubiquitin-protein ligase SIRP1-like. Lineage: Eukaryota; Viridiplantae; Streptophyta; Magnoliopsida; Poales; Poaceae. Gene Ontology annotation, molecular function: ubiquitin protein ligase activity. The record is from RefSeq and is a predicted model, not a curated record. Gene Ontology annotation, cellular component: plant-type vacuole. Gene Ontology annotation, biological process: ubiquitin-dependent protein catabolic process; protein ubiquitination.
UCCUGACUCUGGCUCCUGAAACGGCUCGAUGGAGACCUCGUAAACUGGACCAAAAUUUGAUCUAUCAAUCUUGGUUCCAUCCAGAUUUUACCUUAAUUUCCAUUAGCAUAUUUUUCAAACUACUAUAUGGUGUAUCUAUAAAUUUCUAUACGGAAGUGGAUUUAAAAUAUUAGAUAAAUUCAUUUUUCAAAUUUAUAAUAAUUAAAACUUAAUUAAUCAUACGCUAAUAGGUUUUUUCUUUCCUCAAUUAAUCAUCUUUAGUAGAAACGAACACCACAUAACAUUCACUUCCAUUUUGUAAAGCCGUUUCUCCAUUAUCCAAAGAUAUCCACCAAAGAUCAACAUUGUCUGAUCUGAUGAAGACUGCAAGGAGAACCUGAUGCUUCACUUUCCUUUAGCAUCUCUCUACCAAAGCACAAGAUUCUUGGUUCUUCUCCACACCUGAUAAACUGAGGAAGAAUCAUAUCUGCACCUCCAUAGACCUCGUUGAUCGAUCACACACCUGCAAAAAUCCAUUCUCUUCCGGCGAGCAGCCGGCAACUCCGGUCGCCGGCGAGAUGAGCGGCCGCCGGCCGGACGGGAGCUAUGGGCCGGAGUACGGCCCCCAGCCUCCUGAGCAUGAGUAUGGCUUGUACCAUCACUGGCCAUCCAGAGGGAGGGCACCUUGGCCUCUCUACCAUGGCAGGGAUUAUCCUUGGAGAUCACUGGAGCAAAGGGUGAGAAGAGAACCUUUUGUGUUUUCCUCCAGAAUCCGCCAUAUCAACGGUGGCGGUAACCCGAGGCCGAGACAAGAGGACCCCGGACUCACCGAUGCCGAGUUCAAGAAGGCGAUGGAGCAGCUCAACAAGCAGGCAUAUAGGUCCUUAGACCCUCAUAAGAUGGUUGAAUCAAACAGAGGAGGCAGAAACCAUGCAAAGAGUGCAAGAUCCAAGCCAGCUCCAAACAACACGGAAGAGGAGAAAGCAUGUACCAUAUGUUUGGAGACAUUCCUGGCUGGGGAGCAGGUGGUGGCCACACCCUGCAACCACAUAUUUCACCAAGAGUGUAUCACCCCCUGGGUGAAGGGGCAUGGCAACUGCCCGGUGUGCCGGUUCGCGCUAUGCGAGAGGAACACCGUCUCCGACAACAGCCAGAGUGGCGUUGGAGAGGUUGAGGUAGAUCUGGACCUGCUGGAGAUGAUGAGGGCCAUGGAGGAGAUCUUCAGCCGGGUCACAUUCUCAAACUUCAUGCCAUACAACUAGAUGAAUCAGCAUCAGGUCAUGAAGACAUGAACUGAUGAACAAAUGGUAUUCCAGUCUUAAUAUCAUGGUGUGCUACUCACUUGCAUGAUAUUCCACUACGAAUUUCAUCAAGAUUUUCUACCUGGCAAUCUUGUCAAACUGCUUUGUGAAACCAGGUAAUGCAUUGCAACAGUACAAACAACAGGAUGGAUGAACAACUGCAUAUGCAUUAGAGGUAAGGCAGCAAAACUAAUUGUGCGAGAUGUGCCAUAUAUUUCUUCUGAAACACAUACUGUAAUCUUACUCCAACUUGUAUCAUGAUAAUGAAAUAUCUAAGAACCAUUCUAAGAUUUUUAA